Microsporum canis CBS 113480 is the source of this 381-nucleotide messenger RNA. RefSeq lists its product as uncharacterized. The coding region runs from base 1 to 381 and encodes 126 amino acids. Lineage: Eukaryota; Fungi; Ascomycota; Eurotiomycetes; Onygenales; Arthrodermataceae. The record is from RefSeq and is a predicted model, not a curated record. The transcript has a single exon.
AUGUCUUCAAUAAAAUUCCUUCGCCUACCACUCAGAGGCUCUCUUUGGAUCCCGCAAGUCCGGAUCCAAUCGCAAAUUCCACUCUCCAGAACCCCUUAUCUCUACGGUCCCUUGUCGGCGUCUACUUCUACCUUCUCUACGCGUGCAAUACUAUUUAAUGCAAAGAGCCCUCGUCAUGCAUCUUCCAACCCUAAAUCCAACACAGAAGAUAACCCGUUUAGCACUCCAUCGGUCAGCUUGGAGUCGCUUGGUAUUGGGAAGAAUAUGAAAGUCUUCUUACUCGCAGUCCUAUGCGUUCUUGGGACUGUCGAGACAUGGUUUUGGUGUAAGGCUAUAUGGACCUGGUGGAAGGGAGGCGAAAAGAACGCAGAGGCUGAAUAG